Molecule: messenger RNA, 4497 nt
Organism: Eimeria acervulina
Lineage: Eukaryota; Apicomplexa; Conoidasida; Eucoccidiorida; Eimeriidae
Exons: 14
Coding region: 1-4497 (1498 amino acids)
Source: RefSeq, a predicted model, not a curated record
AUGCCCUGCAUAGACACCCCAAAUGCAAAGAUGACCAUCCAGCUAACCGUCGCUGCACCGCCCGGCCUUACAGUUGUUUCUAAUGAGCCGCUUGCUGCGGUGUAUGGGGACCUAACGGCAUACAGCGUGGAGGCGCAGCAGCCAUUUGGCUGUUGUGAAUCUCUUCCUCCUUCAAUUCUAGACGAGCUACCCCGAGAAAGCUGCCGUGUGUGGGUUUUCCAGCGGACAGGUCUCAUAAACGAGUUGCUGUUGGAGAUCCUCGCGCCUUCUCUGCUGCGCCCGUUCGGGAGUGUGAGUCCACCUGCAGCAGCAGCAGCAGCAGCAGCUGCUGCUGCUGCUGCUGCUGCAGCAGCUGCAGCGGCAGGGGCUUCAAGCAGCAGCACCUGCUGCAGCCUUUCUGCUGCCGCAGCUGGGGCGCCGUUUAGUUUCGCUGCCCCCGCUGCUACUGCUGCUGCUGCUGCUGCAGGAGCAGCAGCAGACGUAGAAAGCCUUAUUACUGCUGUGCAUACACUCUACCGAGGUAUUUGUUCAAUGUGGAUAAGCAGCAACUGCUGCAGCUGCUACUAUGGGGGCUCCUGUGUCUAUACAGCUCAUAGCAGCAUCAGCAGCAGCAACAGCCGCAGCAGCAUCGCAACAGCACGAGAGCAGCAAAACAGCAGCAACUCUAUCUCUAGACGCAGCAGCAGCAGCUGCUGCUGCGAAAGCAGAAGACCAUAUCCUGCUGCAUGCAGCAGCAGCAGGAAUACUGCUGCUGCUUCUGCUGCUGCUACGCGUUGCAAGUUCUGCUGCAGCGAGAGCAGUACAAGCACUGUAUUUGGGAGCAGCAGCAGCUCCGUAGACGAAACCAGCAGCAGCAGCAGCGUCAGCAGCAGCAGCAGCAGCGACAGCGACAGCGACAGCAGCAGCAGCAGCGAGUGCAGCGUCAGCAGCAACAACUUAGGGAGGUCUCGCUUAUUCUCUCUCGGCCCGCAGCACCACUUGCGAUCCAGCAGCAGCAGCAGCAGCAGUGGUAUGAACCCAGCAGCAGCAGCGGCAGCAGCGGCAGCAGCAGCAGCAGCUUCGAUAUGCAGCGCCUCCUGCAGCAGCACGCUGCGGCUGUCCUGCCCACAUGAUGAUAGUUGGCUUAUACAUGCGGUGUCUAUACACCUCGCAGCUGAAAUACUUUCUAGACCCAAGCGAAAUGCAUUCUUACAGCAGCUGCUUCGCGUGCGGUGUAUGAGGAGGUUGCUGCCUCUUCAUAACCCAAUGCCACUGAGCAGCAGCAGCAGCAGCAGCAGCAGCACCACUAGCAGCAGCAGCAGCAGCAGCAGCGAUAGCAGUGGAGACGAGAACAGUGGUAGUGAGUCAGCCAGUCAGCAUUCACCUGCUGCUGCUGCUGUUGCUGCUGCAGCAGCUGCUGCAGCUGGGGUUUUAAGCUCGAUGCAGCAGCAGCAACAUCACGAGCAGCAGCAGCAACCACAACAGCAGCAGCAACAGCAGCAAUAUCAACAGCAAGUGCUUGACAGCAAUGCAUGGCCUUCAGCAGAAGUGGAGACAAACCAAACUGCAGCAGCAGCAGCAGCUGCUGCUGCUGCUGCACCACGGCACCUUAGGCGUCAGCAGCGCGGCAGCAGAACAUUCAGGCGCAGCCCCCGUUUGCUGCUGCUGCUGCAACAAGCAGCAGCAGAAGACUCGCUGUGGUUGCAUGCAGAACCUCAGCAGCAGCAGCAACACGAGAAGCAGCAACACCGUCAGGAGACAGCAGCAGGAAGCCGCAGCAGCACCCACCACAGCAGCACCAACGGCAGCAGCAGCAGCAACAACAGCAACAGAAGCAACUGCAACAGAAACAGCAGCACCAGAAGCAGCAGCAGCAGCAGCAGCAGCAACAGCGACGCCCUCAUUUGGCUCUGGUUUCAUAGCCAAAUCAAACAAUGGGCCUAUAGGACAGACCAAAAGGUCUCCGCCCAUCCCGUGUGCAUACAGCGCAGAAGCCACGCAAGCACAAGGCAGCAGCAGCAGCAGCAGCAACAGCAGCAGCAGCUGCUGCAGCACGGCGUGCUGUGGGCCAAAGCAGCAGCUUUGCUGCGGCAGCACCGUAUGGCGUUGCGAAUAUACGUCAGCCUACGUCAUGCUGCUUCGCCUUGCGUUCGCGUGCUGCUGGAGCACUGUCUUGCUGCUGUUGCUGCAGAGCAGCAGCAGCACCAGCACCAACAACAGCAGCAGAAACAGCAGCAGCAUGCGCACCAGCAGCAGCAGCAGCAGCAGCAGAAGCAGCAGCAGUAUCUCCGAGGGGAAGCUGCUGCUGCUUGGCGAACCAUCAGGAGUUGGUGGGGUUCCGCUGGCGUUUCUGUACUGAAGCCCGUUUCGAUGUAUUCUACAGACUGCAGCAGCAGCAGCAGCAGCAGCAGCAGCAAGGGCCUAUGUCUCGCUUCGCUAUACUUGCUUCAGUAUGAUGCUGCAGCAGCGCCAGCAACAAGUGCAGCGACAGCAAGAGCAGCAGCAGUAGCUGCUGCUGCUGCUGCUGACUUCUGCAGCAGGCCGAAGCAAAUUCACAAACUCCAGAGCCUCGCAGCAAUACAGAUAUCUGCUUUCUAUGCAGACCCAAGCUCCCGUUUGAUAGAGAAGAAGAUUUGCUGCGGGUUUGCUGGACAGGCAACUGCUGUUGAGGGUUUAGACGGGCAUACCCUUCCUUUGGCCCUCAUAGUUAACUCCGAUGAUGCAGCGUAUUUGCAGCCGUACAUGGAGAGGGAUGGACUGAUGUUUUUGCUGCAGCAGCAGCAGCAGCAGCAGCUGCGGAGCCGCAUGCAACGGCUGCUGCUGCUGGCAGCAGCGAUGAGGAAGGCGACCCAGGGACAAAUUGCCGUCGAAUCCAUCGUAGACCUUAUGGUGCAUGCACUCCAACGCGAAGCCGAUCCGUGGGUUUUGUGGUUUGGCCUUCGUUCUGUCGCCAAACUCAUUUUCCACCUAAUGCCGACUGCGGUAUUCCGCAAGGUCGCUGCAAACGUUUUAGAAGUGGCUCUGGAGAAUUCUGCUGCUUCGCAGCAGCAGCAGCAGCAGCAGCAGAAGCGAGUCCAACGCCGCAGACCCCUUAGCAGCAACAGCAGCAGCAGCAACAACAAACACAGCAGCAGCAGCAGCAGCAGCAGAGAAGAAGCGCGGGCCCCUUUGCGGGUAUCUUGGUUGCAUGCAGCUGUAACUCUUGCGGUGUCUGUUAAUCAUAUUUUGCUGCUGCUGCAUUUGCUGCUACUGCAGCCGUUGCUGCUGCAGCAGUUCAGUGCUCUCAGCAGAGGAAGUGCUGCUUCUCCCUCUGCUGCUGCAGCUGCAGGCAGCUGUUGCUGCAGCAGCAGACGGGGUCGUUGGCCUUGUUUGCUUCAGCUGCAGCAACCAACUCUGCCGUGUUGCGCUGCAGCAGCAGCAGCAGCAACAACAACAGCGACACCGACACAAGCAGCUGCAACAGCAGCUGCAACAGCAGCAGCAACGCCGCGCUUUUGUGGGGUUGCUCUUUGUCCGUACACUGCUCGGCUCCUUCGUUUUGCAUGCGGCAGGGGACGUGCUGCUGCUGCUGCUGCUGCACCUACUGCAGCAGCAUCACCUGCUUCGACAGCAGCAGCAGCAGCAUCGCCUGCUGCAGCAGCAGCAGGAUCACCUGUAGCAGCAGCAGGAGCAUCACCUGCUGCAGCAGCAGCAGCAUCACCUGCUGCAGCUGCAGCAGCAUCACCUGCUGCAGCUGCAGCAUCACCUGCUGCAGCAACAGGUGAUGAUGGAUCAACAUGCGGUUUAAAGAACGCAGCGCGCCCUGGCGACCUCAGCUGCUGCUGCUGCUGCUGUGUGCUGCUGCAGCUGCAGCAGUUCCCGCUGCUGCUGCAGCAGCAGCGAUGGCUCCUUUUAGAAAGGCUUUGUGCUGCGCCCGAGCGGCUAUUAACUGCAGCAGUAAAAACAGCAACAACAGCCGCAGCAACAGCAAAGGCAGCAGCAGCAGCAGCAACAGGUGAAAACGAGGCUGCUAAAGCAGCAACUCCAGCUGAGGGAGCGCCGUCACCUGCAGCAGCAGCAGUAAAAACAGCAGCAGCAGCAAAGGCAGCAGCAGCAGCGCAGCAAAGGCUUUGGGGAUUGGCAAAGGCGCAGCUUCUAGCAGCAGAAGCAGCAGGAGACAGCAGCAGCAGCAGAGUUGCUGCUGGCUUAUCUCGCUGUCAUGCUGCUGCUCCUGUGCUGCAGUGCAAAGAGGAUAUCUGGGCCCGCAUCAUGGAUGUACCUGCUGCUGCUGCUGCUGCUGCUGCUACCGCUGCUGCUGCUGCUGCCUUCUACCAACGCGUAGAGGGCCACGACGAGAUGCUGCUGCAGCAGCGCCUAGAGCAAAGCCAACAGCAGCAGCAGCAGCAGCAGCGACGGCGCAGCAGCAGCCUUCUGCUUCCCUUUGAAGAGAGGUUCUUUAGGCAGAUAUCUGAGGUCGCAGCAGCAGCAGCAGCCAGAGAAGAAACAGCAAACAAGCAGCAGCAGCAAUCGUCCAACUAA